GGCCAGCUUCGCACGACCUCGUUCUCUUAUUCUCUUCUCAUUCCUAGAUACAUCCACAACAAAUGUUUUAAUUUUUGUUAUUUUGUACAUUAUAGUUCUUGAUCUACGGUUCCGAUUAGCCUUCGCGGCUGCUAUGCCAUUCUCCGCUACUCCCCAUACCAGCUCUGCGCAGGCGCAUCUGGCAGUUGACGACGCCCAAAAGGACAUCGGCAAGGAUCUAAUCAUCCAGUCCAGGGAAACCGGCGAUGUUGUCCCGCAACCCCCACAUCCCUCUGCUGGAAGCACCGACAAAAAAGACCAGGCAAAGCCUUUUGCCCAUUUUGUCGCUGGUGGACUUGGUGGCAUGACCGCUGCGACUCUUACCUCUCCACUUGAUGUCCUAAAAACCCGUUUGCAAUCCGACUUUUACCAAGCGCAGCUGCGAUCGCUCCGCGCCGCUCAUCCCUUGCCGCCAUCGUCGCUGUCAUCCCUUCCUCGGAGUGCUCUUAUGCACUUCAACGAAACGUUCCAAAUCCUGCGUUCGAUCCACGUGCAUGAAGGUUGGCGUGCUCUGUUCAAGGGUCUGGGACCCAAUUUGAUCGGGGUGGUGCCUGCUCGUGCCAUCAACUUCUACGUAUACGGGAACGGGAAACGGAUCUUGAGUGAUCAUUUCAACUAUACAAACUCCCAAGAAACACCCGUCGGAAUCCAUCUGACCGCCGCCGCCGUCGCCGGAAUCGCCACUGGAACUGCCACCAACCCGAUCUGGCUUGUGAAGACACGUCUACAGUUAGACAAGUCCAACGCCGAACACCAUAAUGGCCAGGGACGACAAUAUAAGAACAGCUGGGACUGUAUCAAGCAGACGGUGCGCCACGAGGGCGUCCGCGGCUUGUAUAAAGGACUUUCGGCAUCGUACCUCGGCGUGACAGAGUCGACACUGCAAUGGGUGAUGUACGAGCAGAUGAAGAUGUUCCUUGCACGCAGGGAGUCGGCCAAGCGUGCCGAUCCCAACUAUACCUACGGCACCUGGGACGAUGUAGAACUAUGGGGUGGACGAAUCUGUUCCGCAGGAUUGGCCAAGCUGGUCGCCGCGGCUGCCACCUACCCUCAUGAGGUUGUCCGGACGCGAUUGAGGCAAGCGCCGACUGUGUCUAUUGGAGACGGCAAGGUGGUGAUGAAGUACACCGGUCUUGUGCAGUGCUUCAAGACCGUCUGGAAGGAGGAGGGUAUGGUUGGGUUGUAUGGCGGCUUGACACCGCACUUGCUGCGUGUCGUUCCGUCCGCUGCCAUCAUGUUCGGAAUGUACGAGGUGAUCCUCCGCCUCUUCGGAACAACAUCUUAGAUCUCCUCUCACGCAGUUUCUAACGUACCUUUCACGCCACUCUUCUUCGAAGCCCUGUAUAUUAUCACAAUUGUCUGUUAUUCUUUCGGGUAUAUUUUUUCUGCUUAGAAGGGUUAAACUGCAUGUGCACGGCGUACAGUUCUUUGGUUGACUUGGCAUUUAUCUGUUCUGUUUGUGGCCGGUGUCUGGCCCAUCUGUCAUUCUUUUCUGCUCAGCGAUCCGAAACUAUAUUAAUCUGGAUGAAUGUAUAUUAGCAACAAAUAGAAACGCAUCAUUUCCGUUAGUAUAA
Aspergillus caelatus is the source of this 1613-nucleotide messenger RNA. RefSeq names its product putative mitochondrial carrier protein (Rim2). Bases 134 to 1324 code for a protein of 396 amino acids. Gene Ontology annotation, molecular function: pyrimidine nucleotide transmembrane transporter activity. The transcript is spliced from 3 exons. Gene Ontology annotation, biological process: pyrimidine nucleotide import into mitochondrion. Gene Ontology annotation, cellular component: mitochondrion. NCBI's taxonomy places the organism in Eukaryota, Fungi, Ascomycota, Eurotiomycetes, Eurotiales, Aspergillaceae. The record is from RefSeq and is a predicted model, not a curated record.